UGGAGCCGGGACCGCAGCGCCCGCCGCUCGCUCGGCGCUGUAGCAGCCGCUGCCGCCGCUGCUCUUGGCUCGGGGACGCGGGCGGGCGCUCCGAGAGGCUCCGGCGCCUGCGGCUGCUGCUCUCCCCCGGCGCCCGGGGCUGCGGCGCUUCGGGUCCCGGCCCCUGGCCCGGCGUCUCUCGGGUCCCUGAGCCCCGGCCCCGGGUCCCGUGUCGGGCCGGGGAGAACGCAUUCAGCUGCUCUGCCGCCCCGGGCUCGCGCCCCCGGGCCAUGAAGAGGGGCCCGUGAGCCGCGCGCGGAGUCGGAGGAAGAAGAGGGAGGAGGGAGGCCGAGGAGGAGGGCACGGGAGGCGGAGGAUGCCGCCGCCGCUGCUGCCCCCGCCGCCACCCGCGGGCCCCCGGCGACCCUGACUCCAGACCCGAGGAUGGAGCCGGCGCUGGGCGCUGCAGCUGCUCCCGGCGCGCCCCCGACCAGUUUCAGGUAGCUGGUGUCACUUCGGUGUGGUUGGAAGAAGACUCUCUCCCCAGCUGCGUUGGAGGUGCCCUUUCGACCUGGAGGCCUGGGUCUGCUGGCCACAGGGCUGCCGCACUGGCUGGGACUGCCAGCUGGACCUGGAGACGCUGGUGGCUGUGGACUCCCCAGCUUGGAGCAGCCCCUCUUUGACCUCGCCCCGUGGAGAAACAGCCCCAUGAAGGUGCCCAGCCAUGCAAUGUUCCUGGAAGGCCGUCCUCCUCCUUGCCCUGGCCUCCAUUGCCAUCCAGUACACGGCCAUCCGCACCUUCACCGCCAAGUCCUUUCACACCUGCCCCGGGCUGGCGGAGGCCGGGCUGGCCGAGCGACUGUGCGAGGAGAGCCCCACCUUCGCCUACAACCUUUCCCGCAAGACCCACAUCCUCAUCCUGGCCACUACGCGCAGCGGCUCCUCCUUCGUGGGCCAGCUCUUCAACCAGCACCUGGACGUCUUCUACCUGUUUGAGCCCCUCUACCACGUCCAGAACACACUCAUCCCCCGCUUCACCCAGGGCAAGAGCCCGGCCGACCGGCGGGUCAUGCUGGGCGCCAGCCGAGACCUCCUGCGGAGCCUCUAUGACUGCGACCUCUACUUCCUGGAGAACUACAUCAAGCCGCCGCCGGUCAACCACACCACCGACAGGAUCUUUCGCCGUGGGGCCAGCCGGGUCCUCUGCUCCCGGCCUGUGUGCGACCCUCCGGGGCCAGCCGACCUGGUCCUGGAGGAGGGGGACUGCGUGCGCAAGUGCGGGCUACUCAACCUGACGGUGGCUGCAGAGGCGUGCCGCGAGCGCAGCCACGUGGCCAUCAAGACGGUGCGCGUGCCCGAGGUGAACGACCUGCGCGCCCUGGUGGAAGACCCGCGGUUAAACCUCAAGGUCAUCCAGCUGGUCCGAGAUCCCCGCGGCAUUCUGGCUUCGCGCAGCGAGACCUUCCGGGACACGUACCGGCUCUGGCGGCUCUGGUACGGCACGGGGAGGAAACCCUACAACCUGGACGUGACGCAGCUGACCACGGUGUGCGAGGACUUCUCCAACUCCGUGUCCACCGGCCUCAUGCGGCCCCCGUGGCUCAAGGGCAAGUACAUGUUGGUGCGCUACGAGGACCUGGCCCGGAAUCCCAUGAAGAAGACCGAGGAGAUCUACGGGUUCCUGGGCAUCCCGCUGGACAGCCACGUGGCCCGCUGGAUCCAGAACAACACGCGGGGCGACCCCACCCUGGGCAAGCACAAAUACGGCACCGUGCGAAACUCGGCGGCCACGGCCGAGAAGUGGCGCUUCCGCCUCUCCUACGACAUCGUGUCCUUUGCCCAGAACGCCUGCCAGCAGGUGCUGGCCCAGCUGGGCUACAAGAUCGCCGCCUCGGAGGAGGAGCUGAAGAACCCCUCGGUCAGCCUGGUGGAGGAGCGGGACUUCCGCCCCUUCUCGUGACCCGGGCGGCGCGGGUGGGGGCGGGAGGCGCACGGUGUAGGUUUUGAUAAAAUGGACCGUUUUUAACUGUUGCCUUAUUUCCCCCUCCCUCUCCCACCUCAUCUUCGUGUCCCUCCUUCCCUCAGCUCACCCCACUCCCUUCUGCCCCUUUUUGUCUCUGAAAUUUGCACUACGUCUUGGACGGGAAUCACUGGGGCAGAGGGCGCGUGAAGUGGGGUCUCGCCCCCACCCCACCCCAUUCAGACACACGGAUAUUGGGUCUCUGUGCGGACGGUGACAAUGUUUACAAGCACCACACUUACACAUCCACACACGCACACGGGCACCCGCGAGGUGACUUCUCAAGCUUUUGAAAGGGUGAGUGGUCGGGUAUCUAGUUUUUGCACUGUCUUACUAUUCAACGUAAGAGGAUACAAACAAGAGGACCACUUGUCUCUAAUUUAUGAAUGGUGUCCAUCCUUUCCCCAUCCCUGCUUCCUGCCCCUGACACCCACUUUCCCCCUUAGAGCAGCGAAACUGCCCCCUCCUGCCCGCCCUUGCCUGUCGGUGAGGCAGGUUUUUACUGUGAGGUGAACGUGGACCUGUUUCUGUUUCCAGUCUGUGGUGAUGCUGUCUGUCUGUCUGAGUCUCGUGGCCGCCCCUGGACCAGUGAUGACUGAUGAAUCUUAUGAGCUUCUGAUUGAUCUCGGGGUCCAUCUGUGAUAUUUCUUUGUGCCAAAAAGAAAAAAAAAAAAAGAGUGGAUCAGUUUGCUAAAUGAACAUUGAAAUGCUUUAUGUGUGUUUUCUGUAAAUAAAAGAGUGCAAUAA
This is a messenger RNA of Rhinopithecus roxellana (golden snub-nosed monkey), 2746 nucleotides long. RefSeq names its product carbohydrate sulfotransferase 1 (gene CHST1). The record is from RefSeq and is a predicted model, not a curated record. The coding region runs from base 704 to 1939 and encodes 411 amino acids. Gene Ontology annotation, molecular function: N-acetylglucosamine 6-O-sulfotransferase activity; keratan sulfotransferase activity. Lineage: Eukaryota; Metazoa; Chordata; Mammalia; Primates; Cercopithecidae. The transcript is spliced from 4 exons. Gene Ontology annotation, biological process: carbohydrate metabolic process; N-acetylglucosamine metabolic process; keratan sulfate proteoglycan metabolic process. Gene Ontology annotation, cellular component: Golgi membrane.